This is a messenger RNA of Anoplopoma fimbria (sablefish), 7932 nucleotides long. It is a transcript of the gene synj1, whose product is annotated as synaptojanin 1. Gene Ontology annotation, molecular function: phosphatidylinositol-4,5-bisphosphate 5-phosphatase activity; nucleic acid binding. Gene Ontology annotation, biological process: phosphatidylinositol dephosphorylation; synaptic vesicle endocytosis. The record is from RefSeq and is a predicted model, not a curated record. Lineage: Eukaryota; Metazoa; Chordata; Actinopteri; Perciformes; Anoplopomatidae.
GUCGGUGUGUGUCUUCGCAGAGGCUGGUGUUGCAGCUGACGAGGUGGCAGGUAAUAACGUAGUUUUUUUCAUCUUGGAUCAACCAUGGCCUUCAGCAAGGGUUACCGCAUUUACCACAAGCUGGACCCACCCCCCUACAGUGUCAUAGUGGAAACUAGGAGCCGGGAAGAAUGCCUCAUGUUUGAAUCUGGGGCUGUUGCCGUCCUGUCGGCAGCAGAGAAGGAGGCCAUUAAAAACUCGUAUGCCAAGAUCCUUGAUGCCUAUGGUAUCCUGGGAGUCCUCCGCCUAAACCUGGGUGACUCCAUGCUCCACAGUCUGGUGGUUGUGACAGGAUGCAGCUCUGUGGGGAAGGUGCAGGAUUCUGAGGUUUUCAGGGUCACACAGACAGAUUUUAUAUCGCUGAAGAAUGAUCCAGGAGAUGAGGACCGGAUCGCUGAAGUGCGAAAGGUCCUGAACUCAGGACACUUCUACUUUGCCUGGUCUGCCUCUGGUGUCAGCAUGGACUUGAGUCUCAAUGCACAUCGCAGGAUCCUAGAGGACACUACGGAUAACCGCUUCUUUUGGAACCAAUCUCUGCACCUGCACCUGAAACACUACGGAGUAAACUGUGAUGAUUGGCUGUUGAGGCUGAUGUGUGGCGGUGUGGAGAUCAGGACAAUCUAUGCCGGGCACAAACAGGCCAAGGCCUGCAUCUUCUCCCGCCUCAGCUCAGAGCGGGCUGGCACACGAUUCAACGUCCGAGGAACAAAUGACGACGGGCAGGUGGCCAACUUUGUGGAGACUGAACAGGUUAUUUUCCUGGAUGACAAUGUCUCAUCAUUCAUUCAGAUCCGUGGGUCCAUUCCUCUUUUCUGGGAACAGCCAGGAAUCCAGGUCGGCUCUCAUCGUGUCAAACUCUCAAGGGGAUUUGAGGCAAACGCACCAGCAUUCGAAAGACACUUUACUACACUGCGGAAGCUGUAUGGAAAACAGGUGAUCAUCAACCUGCUUGGGAGUAAGGAAGGGGAACACAUGCUCAGCAAAGCUUUUCAGAGUCACCUGAAGGCAUCAGAGCAUGUAUCAGCAGUGAAGAUGGUGAACUUUGACUACCAUCAAAAUGUGAAGGGGGGCAAAGCAGACAAACUCCACAGUGUCCUCAAACCCUACCUCAGCAAGUUCAUAGAAGAGUGUGGGUUCUUCUACUACUCUGGAGAGAUGGGCAUCGCCAGGACUCAGGGUGGGACCCUUAGGACCAACUGCCUGGACUGUUUGGACAGAACCAACAGUGUCCAGGCAUUCUUUGCCCUUGAGAUGCUGCCAAAGCAGCUGGAGGAAAUGAGUCUGACAGAGAAACCCCAGCUGGUGGCCCGGUUCCAGGAGGUCUUUAGGACCAUGUGGUCUGCCAACGGAGACUCUGUCAGUAAGAUCUACGCGGGUACUGGUGCCCUGGAUGGCAAGGCCAAGGCGGGAAAGCUUAAAGAUGGCGCUCGUUCUGUGACGAGGACCAUCCAGAACAACUUCUUUGACACUUCCAAGCAGGAGGCUAUAGACAUCCUGAGGCUGGGCUCCACUCUCAACAGUGAUUUGGCAGAUAAGGCUCGGGCCUUGCUCACCACUUCCAGUCUUUAUGCCUCCCCAAGAGUUUUGCUGGGAAUGUGUCAGAACCACCAUAAAUACACGAGGCCCAAGCAGAUCCGGGUGUGCGUCGGCACCUGGAAUGUCAACGGGGGUAAACAGUUUCGCAGCAUUGCUUUCCGCAACCAGACGCUCAACGACUGGCUGUUGGAUGCCCCAAAGAAGGCAGGGCAUCCUGAGUUCCAGGACAGCAAAGCAAACCCCAUUGAUAUCUUUGCCAUCGGUUUUGAGGAAAUGGUUGAACUAAAUGCUGGCAAUAUUGUCAGUGCGAGCACUACAAACCAGAAACUAUGGGCAGCUGAGCUGCAAAAAAACAUAUCGCGGGACCACAAGUAUGUGCUGCUUGCUUCGGAGCAGCUGGUGGGAGUUUGUCUGUUUGUUUUCAUCCGCCCACAGCAUGCACCCUUCAUCAGGGAUGUUGCUGUAGAUGUAGUUAAAACUGGGAUGGGCGGGGCUACAGGCAAUAAAGGAGGUGUGGCCAUCCGCCUGCUCUUCCAUACAACCAGCAUCUGCUUCGUCUGCUCCCACUUUGCUGCUGGCCAGUCACAGGUCAAGGAGAGGAAUGACGACUACAGUGAGAUCACACGCAGACUCACCUUCCCCAUGGGUCGUCUGCUGUACUCGCAUGACUACGUUUUCUGGUGUGGAGACUUCAACUAUCGAAUCAGCCUGCCCAACGAGGAAGUGAAAGAGCUAAUCAAACAGCAAAACUGGGAUGCCUUGACAUCUGGUGACCAAUUGUUGGACCAGAAGAAUGCGGGUUUGGUGUUCCGAGGUUUUAUCGAGGGGAAGUUGGAUUUUGCUCCCACCUACAAGUAUGACCUCUUCUCAGAAGAUUAUGACACCAGUGAGAAGUGCCGCACACCUGCCUGGACUGACCGCAUUCUCUGGAAGAGGAGGAAGUGGAACUUUAAUAAGUCAGCUGAGGAGAUGAAUGUUGUAGGAGCAGCUUCUACAUCUGGGGAGAAUGACGACGAUCCAGAUAACCCCUGGAGCCCAGGCACUCUGAAGUACUAUGGCAGAGCUGAGCUUAAGACCUCAGACCACAGGCCCGUGGUGUCAAUAAUAGACGUGGACAUCCUGGAGGUCGACCCGGAGGAGCGACACCAGGUCUACAAAGAAGUCAUCGCCCUGCAGGGGCCUCCAGACGGCACCAUCCUGGUGUCCCUCUGCGCCUCCGGCCCUGACGACUACUUUGACGACGCUCUCAUAGACGAGCUGCUGGACAAGUUUUCUAAUUUUGGAGAGGUCAUUCUCAUCAGGUUUGUUGAGGAGAAGAUGUGGUUGACUUUCCUGGAAGGUUACUCUGCUCUUGCUGCUCUUUCUCUCUGCGCUUCCACUGUCCUUGGCCAUGUGAUUGACAUCCGUCUGAAGAGUCCAGGCUGGAUCAAGAGUCUGGAGGAGGAGAUGAGUGUGGAGAGAAUCUGUGGAAGCAUCCCCACCUCGGCCAGCUCCACCCUGCUUGCUGAGGACACGGACAUGGGCGAUGAUGACUAUGAUAUGGAAGGUGAUGUGGACGAUGAGGUGGAGGAGAUCCUUCCCCAGCACCUUCAGCCCGGAGCAGGCUCAGCCCCCGGAUCCUCCCCUCUCCCCUCCCCCGGUAGUCCCUGUCCCUCCCCCACCCACGGAGAACCUGUCGCCCCUGGCAGGUCUAGUCACGGAGGACAACCCUCCCGACCAUCACAAGGGCCUCCCGUUGACUUUCAGCCUGGUGCCCCCACAUCUCAAGAGCCCAAACGCCCGCCUCCCCCUCGUCCCCGCCCCCCAGCCAGACCAGCACCUCCUCAACGCCCACCACCACCUUCAGCUCGAGGCCAGGUAGCAGUUGGAGCUCCUGGACCUGGGGGUGUUCCCAGACCCAAUAUCCCUCCUCGAGCAGGGGUAAUCAGUAUGCCCCCUCAGUCUCGCCAACCACCUCCCUCUCACCCUGGAGCACCCAGACCAAUCCCAGAGGUGCAUCCUGGGGCCCCUCGGCCCAUCCCAGACACCCACCCCGGAGCCCCACGACCUGUGGCCAGUGGCCAGGUCAAACCGACUGACCUGCCUCUGGGCCCCCCUCCAUCAGGUCCUCCUCCUACGGAGCCCCCUGCAGCAAGACCCCAAGUCCCAUCACCCAUGCAGCCACCCAUGCAGCCACCCAUGCAGCCAACCAUGCAGCCACACAUGCACCCACCCAUGCACCCACCCAUGCAGACACCCAUGCAGCCAUCCAUGCAGACACCCAUGCAGCCCCAACCAGCUGCCCCUACAGUUCAGUCCCAACUCCCUGCACCGAUGCAGCCCACACUUCAAGCUCCACUCCUGCCUCAGCAAGCUGCCAGAGUAGGGCCCCCUCCUGCUGCUGCCGCUGUUGGCCUUCCACAAGGUCUCUCCUCUCCUAAGGCCCCACCACGCUCCCGCUCCUCUCACACUCUGCCACCCGAUGCUGCCAAGUCUGAGACAGCCCCAGCUGCGCAGACCAAUGGACUGAAUGGAAUCCAAAGAGAAGCACAAUGGAAGCCCGACCACUUCGACACACUUGCUUCUGAGUUCCUCUCCUCCUCGUCAUCCUCCUGGCACACCACCCAGUCUCUGACCAGAGGCUCCUCCCUGCGUGCCCCCCCCUCUGUUCCCGCCUCCACGUCUGCGUCAUCCAGCACUCUCCCCUCAUCCUUCUCCCUCCAGCCCUCCGCUCUGUCAGACCUGCAGGCACUCGAUUCGUCGUCCUCCUCCUCACUUUCCACCCCGUCACCGUUAGCCUCCUCCCUGCUCCCGCCUCCUCCGGUCCCGUCCCGUAGCCGCUCGCAGGAGACCCUGCGUGCCUCCCCCGGCCCCCUCCCGACCGACCCUCUUCCAGCCCGACCCAGCAGCACUAAUCCCUUCACAGGCCCACUGCCGCAUCAGCAGCCCCGCUCGCUCACCCCGGACUUCAGCGUCCAGCGUCCCGCCCCGACACCAAACAUUCAGAGGACCAUGUCUGCUUUUACUCAACCACUCAUCCCCACCCUUGCUCCAACAGCAGCCCCUACCGCUGCACCCACCUUCCAGCUCCAAAGGACCGCGUCCCUAUUUGGUCCGUCAUCCACUUUUCCUUCUACGCCUGCUCCUCUGCUCCCCCUCGCCCCAUCACCUAUCCCCUCCUUGCCCCUGGCAUCAGCCUCCUCCAUUCCGCCCGUCCUCGCACCUCAUCGCCAGCCCCCUCCCCCAGGAGGGAAACCGACCCAGCGCUGGGUCACUUUUGAUGAUGAUUUGGGUUUUCAACCUCCAACCAAAACACCACAGGCCCCCCUCCUAACCUCCAGUUCCCUAGUGUCCCAAUCUCAACCCUCAAGCUCUGUGUUUGACUCCGAGCCCGACUGGUUAUCCUCGGUUCCUUCAGUAUUCCCAACUCUCCCUCCUCCCGUCCCAGGUAGAACUGUAAACAGUAACCCAAAGCCCCCAGAGGGACCCAGCGACGACUGCUUCUUCCGCAGGGAGUAAAAGGAAAGACAGGAUCAUUCUUAAUAUGUAAAGGGCAUAUCUAGAUAUGUAUAGAUCUAUGAUAAAUUGUAUAUGUGUGUGUGUGUAUGUACAAAAGAGACAAUAUUUAAGAAGUAUAGACCAAUCCCCCUCUGAAUCACAGGAAAGGAAUCACGUCUCGAGCAGUAACAUGACAAGUGUAUGGGCCUCAACGUGUGUUCCAACUUUACCACAGAGAUGUUUGCUUGUUCCCUGAUGUUAACUUUAUUUUAAUAUGAAUUGUUCUGAUGUUUAUUUUUAUUCAUGGCAGCAAACAUGUGCCUGUGUCUAUGGUAUAGAAUAUAUAUAAAAGUACAUCUAUACACACAAAUCAUGUGUUUAUCGUGUGCAAUAUCAAAAGAUUUCUGUGUGGCCGUGCAGCACAUUUCCUUCGCCUGCGUGGGUCAGUGUUAGCUUGGCGUUUGCUACGUUUGCUGACACACACGCACACACUGCGGUUCAUAUCCAUCCGUCUGACUAAUCUGUACAUCAGAGCGGGAUAUUCAGAGUAGCGGGUAAUCUUCUACCUUCUCAGUUUACAUGUAGUAGAAGGCUAUGCACUGCAGGUUUUUAUAUUUGCCCCCAAAAUAGAGUUUGUUGUAGGUUUUUGUUUUUUUUCUGUUCUUUUGUGUCUGAGGGGUGCAAAUUUAAAAGUCAAAUUGUGAGCUUGCUUUUAUCAUGAAUGUACUUUAUGAUGCACCGGGUUUUGUCAUUGUCUCCUUGCUGACACCACAGAGUGAACCAGAACAGCACGAGUCGGUGUCAUAGUAGUCAGUCAAACUGUUCACUGCCGCAAGACUGAUGUCAUAUCGUCCACUUGAUGGCGACCCAUUUUGUUCUCGCUCUAUUUCAGUCAUCGCUCUUUGUCAAUGGGCUGUUACGCUGAGCUGAAUAUAUUUUGUAGCGCUUUAUAUCAAAAAUCUAUACAUAGUGAUUAUGUAUCAAUGUAUGUUAUUCGACAUGGAAAGGACUCACUAGAUGUGCAUUAGUGAGUUUGUGAUUAUAUCAGCGAUUUGCACAAUAUAACUGAUGCACUGAAAGGCUGCUCUCGGUUGUAUUCCUCCUGAUGGCUGGGUGACAAAAAUGAGAGCCGGCGGAUUGAACAGAUGGCCGUUCCACAUCUGAAGUGUUUUUGAUCAUUCUUGAUUUUAUCCAAAGCAUUUAACCACACUGUUGUCAGAUCAGAGAAUGUGGCGCAUGUAUACUGCUGUUAAGUACAAAUAUGGUGUGAUUUUAGGGUCCAGUGGCAUGGCAGCAAGGACAAGCCAUGCAUAAUAAUAUGAGGGCACAUUUUUGUUAAUUCAAAAUUUUGUUUAUUGCAAAAGCCAUGCUUUUAAUUUCUACAAACAUUUACUCAAAAAUAAUCUAUUGUUGAUACUGUGGAAGUAACGUGUUGUGUUUGAGGUGCAUAUCGUCUGUUGUCGUGUUUGACAGUGUUUGUGUUUGGAUGUGAGUGUGUGUGUGUGUGCGUGUGUGUGUGUACAGAGUUAAGAGUGGUAUAUCAGAGCUUGUCACUGAGGAAAUCCUCUCUCUCUUAAGUGCACACAAUGUAAUCGGUUCUGAACCAACAGCCACUGUAUUCACUCGAAAAUGGUUGUUACUGUAUUUCCGAUCCACAGCUUGCCACGGGCUGUGGAUUGGCAUCACUGUAUGCAAAAAUCAAAACAAUACAAGACAAAGGACUUUUUUUUUUCUUCCACAAAGCAUCCACCACCUGUGUGAAGAAUUCCACCAUAGCAACACUAACCGAAGAUUAUUCACCACCUUGACUUUACAGACUCAGCUACACUGUUUCCUCAAAUGCAUCACCAGAUUAUCAUUUCCAGUUGACGGUUUACUGCGUUCUUCCCAGGCGCAGUGUGGCCCACAUUCCAGACAGUGGUGUGACUUGAGUGUUGGGUGUCAAACUCUUUGCAGUGUUUGCAGGUCCAACUGUGAUAUCUAGCCCAUAGCUGUUUCCUCCAGUCAAGCUUAAUUGUUACUGAGCCUCACUGACUGUGUGACCAUUCAUGAGGUGUGUUUGUGGUGUUGUCAGAGGUGAUGUGUCAGUAGUUUGUUUUUUUUCCCUGUACUACCUUAUUUCACUCUUUCUGCUACUGUGGAGAUGUAUAGGUCAGUGUCUAUGCUGACAAUGAUGACGAGCAAUAGUUUUGCAAAAGGAUCAGUGAGAGUGCAAAUCCUCCCCGAACAUGACACAUGCCAGCAUCCAAUCAGAUGUUGCCCCCCCCCCCCCCCCCCCCAACCUUCAGAAAUGAUGUAACCGGCUGAAAUGUCUUAAAAUAAUUUCAAUGGCUCACGGAGGAUAAAACAUCAGACCCAAGAAAGUACUGACGCUUCUGCGCUUUGUUUAAACACAAUGUAAAAAAAAAAUAAUAAUAAUAAUUAUCUUUGUUCACUGCACUGAAAGCAUUAGCUAUCUAUGUAAGCAAGUGUAUCAGGCCGCCUUUGCUUACAUGUCGAUGUCAUCUCUAAAGCAUUCAUUGUGUUAUCCACAUGUGUGCAGUAGAUAAUGUAUCUGCAUUAACGGUAGUUGACUAGCCAGCGCUUUAUGUCAUGUUCAAGAUUGAGAUUUUAUAGGAAACACAUUGCUCCUUUUGUGAGGUUGGUGUCCCUUUUUAUGGUAAUAAUCCAUAGUAAAUAAAGAUUCUGUGUUGUUGAACAUAUUCUGUAUGUAUUAAAGAGAAACAUGAAACUGCAACUCAUGUUAAUAUCCAACGUUCCAUAUUUUAAAGUGCGAAGCUGAUUGCACAUUUAUGUACGAAGCAGUUUAUGUUGUAUGUAUGCAAAAAUAAAUGUAAGUUGACCCUGAAUGUUAAUGUUUAGUCUUCUCUGACUGCAGGC